UGUAGGUAGGUAUUUAUAGCAGGUUCAUUUUAUUCGUUUAAUAGUUUUUAACAGUUUGAGACUUGUUUGGGGUGAAACAAAUUUUGGUAUUUAUUUCUACGGUUGUGAAAUGCAAGCGAAACGACGAUACCUACUACUUUUCAUGUCUUGUGCUUUUCUUUUGUAUUGCUACUACGGAAAUACUAGUUUCAAGUCAGACACUUGUAAAUCGAAAUUAAAUGAAUUGCCAUCUUUUGCAACACUUGAUGAUCUGCACCUUAAACCAUCUAGACAAAAACGCAAUCCUGCUUCUGCAACACAGCCUUGUCGUAUGGAUACAUGUUUCGACUUUUCUAAAUGUGGAAGUGAUCCAAAAAUUUUUGUGUACCCAAGUGAUGGGACUGUCAGUGCUUCAUAUAGGAAGGUAUUAUCAGUAAUAAGAGAGUCCAGAUAUGUAACUAGAGAUCCAAAUGAAGCAUGUUUAUUUGUGGCAGCUAUUGAUACACUGGAUGCUGACCCCUUGUCAUCAGAACAUGUAUCUGAUGUCGCUUCACGUCUAUCGAGAUUACCUUAUUGGAGAAAUGGUAGAAAUCAUCUCAUAUUUAAUUUAUAUGCUGGCACUUGGCCAGACUAUGCUGAAGAUUCUUUGGGAUUUGACCCAGGUGAAGCUAUAUUGGCCAGAGCAAGUGCUUCCGAAAUAAUGUUUCGUGAGGGAUUUGACAUUUCAUUGCCAUUAUUUCAUAAAGAACAUCCAGAGAAAGGAGGAGUUCCACCUGCUGCUACUGUCAACCCAUUUCCGGCUCAACGUAAGCAUUUGGUAGCCUUCAAAGGAAAAAGAUAUGUACAUGGUAUUGGUAGUGAAACCCGUAAUUCUUUGUGGCAUUUACAUGAUGGAAAUAACUUGAUCUUAGUAACCACUUGCCGUCAUGGAAAAUCUUGGAAAGAUUUAAGAGAUGAAAGAUGUGAAGAGGACAAUAAAGAAUAUGACAAGUUUGAUUAUGAGCAGUUGUUAGCUAACUCAACUUUUUGCAUUGUUGCACGAGGAAGACGAUUAGGAUCCUACAGAUUUCUUGAAGCCUUAGCAGCUGGAUGUAUACCAGUUUUGCUAAGUAAUGGAUGGAGAUUACCUUUUGAUGAAAAAAUAGAUUGGAGGCGUGCAGUUAUUUGGGCAGACGAACGCUUAUUAUUACAGGUUCCAGAGCUUGUACGUUCAGUACCACCGGAACGAAUCCUUGCAUUGAGACAGCAAACUCAGUUUUUAUGGGAGCAAUAUUUUUCAUCAAUUGAAAAAAUCGUCUUCACAACUAUUGAGAUUUUACUGGAACGUGUUCUCGCUCAUCGAGUUUCAAAGCAACGAGAUCUUCUAAUUUGGAAUGCUUCACCAGGAGCCCUCGGAACACUGGCUGCCUAUGGCGAUUCUAGAUCACAUUACCCUAUUCCAUCACCUGUAUUAGAAGCGCCCUCGGCUCCUUUUACCAGCCUCGCCCCUCUUCCUGUUCCAUCAAUACCUCAGAUGGCACCUCCUCACACUCCUGGUAAUUCUUUUACUGCACUGUUAUAUGUUCAAGCAACAUCACCAGCUUUACACAAACUCCUUGCUAAUAUUGCCAGUAGCGAGUUUUGCGGGAAAGUAGUUCUAGUAUGGGACAGUGAACGGGCUGCGCCUUCUCUGAAGUCUUUGUCACGUAUGGCUGGAGACAGCCGGGAUCCACUCCCAGUAAUAGUUGUCGACGCUACCACUCACUACCCUGGUGAAGGUGUUUCUGCACGAUGGCAGCCAUUGUGGGCUGUUCCGACCGCAGCUGUGUUUUCAUUAGACGGCGACGCUCCACUUCUGGCUGAAGAAUUGGAUUUUGCUUUUCGCGUAUGGCAACAAUUCCCCGAACGUAUUGUUGGGUAUCCAGCUAGAACUCACUUUUGGGACGAAUCAAAGGGGUCAUGGGGUUACAGCAGUCGGUGGGGCAGCCUGUACUCCAUGGUGCUGCCGGGUGCGGCACUAGUGCACCGCGCCACGCUGGCGUUGUACGCGGCGAGCGGGCCGGCGCUGCGGCAGGCCGUGCAGCGCGCGCACAACUGUGAGGACAUCCUGCUCAACUGUCUCGUGGCGCACACCACGCGCCGCCCGCCGCUCAAACUGGCUCAGCGCCGCCGCUACAAGCCGCCCCUCCAUCACAAGUCGCUGUGGAGUGAUCCUGAACAUUUUGUUCAACGACAAUCAUGCUUGAACACAUUUGCUACAACUUGGGGUUAUAUGCCACUGCUUCGAUCGGUACUACGUCUCGACCCCAUACUUUUCAAAGAUCCCGUGUCUACCCUCAGGAAGAAAUAUCGAAAAAUGGAAUUAGUUUCAUCUUAGAAUAUUUUGUUCUGUAUGUUUAUUAGAAUACCAAUGCGUCGAUACGUAAGCUCGAUUUAUUAUAAUAAGAAAUAACUUAUUUAUAAUUAAUGAAUACCUACGUAAAUAAAUAAAUAUCUUUUAUUCUGA
Bombyx mandarina (wild silkworm) is the source of this 2464-nucleotide messenger RNA. RefSeq names its product exostosin glycosyltransferase 1 ttv (gene ttv). Gene Ontology annotation, molecular function: glycosyltransferase activity. The record is from RefSeq and is a predicted model, not a curated record. NCBI's taxonomy places the organism in Eukaryota, Metazoa, Arthropoda, Insecta, Lepidoptera, Bombycidae. Gene Ontology annotation, cellular component: membrane.